Cannabis sativa is the source of this 717-nucleotide messenger RNA. RefSeq lists its product as uncharacterized. The record is from RefSeq and is a predicted model, not a curated record. Lineage: Eukaryota; Viridiplantae; Streptophyta; Magnoliopsida; Rosales; Cannabaceae. The transcript is spliced from 4 exons. Bases 123 to 632 code for a protein of 169 amino acids.
AAUUAACCUGUAAUUGCACAAACACACCCUUAAUAUUUCACAAUCGUCAAGUAAGAAGGUAGAAGUACCGAGUCAUGGUCAGAAUUUGACCUUAGAACCAACAGAACUUGUGUCUGUUUGCCAUGGCGGAAGAUGAAGCUCCCAGUCCUUCUCCUUCUUUUUUGGAGGUGAAAUGCAAUAGCUCGGGCAAGACGAGGCGGUUUGCACUAGGGACGGAGGCAGGUUUCGCAGUUUCAGUCAUAAAUAGGAAGCUGGGCAUGGGAAUGGAAGUUGGACUCCCUCUUGCUUUAUACAUUGAAGCCACAAGAGAAGGUCAUGAACCCAUUACUUUUGGACCCAAUUCCACUCUAGUCAACUUUGGUGACUCCUGGAUCUUACACACCGUUACUGAUCUUGAUUCUUCUGGCAUUGGACAUGUGGAAAAUGUUGUGCGGUCAGAGAGGAGUCCAGUCUCUAAAGUUCGUGAUCGCUCACGUCUUGUAAAAGUGACAAACACAAAACCAGCAAUCAGUCUUCUGUACUUUGGAAAAAUAGUCUUUGCUUUCACUCUGCUAUUUCUUAUUGGUGCAAUGUUCACGUUGGCACUGGAGUAUCUUCCUGUGUUUAUAUCAUUUGUUAAUUCCUCCGUCUAAAUUAUAAGUUCCUUCUUUUGAUAAAGUGUGUAGCCAUCCCUUCUUUACUUUGGCAGAAAAAAUGAAAAUGAAGGUUGUUUGGAUA